Owenia fusiformis is the source of this 2170-nucleotide messenger RNA. The record is from the annotation of a GenBank genome assembly. NCBI's taxonomy places the organism in Eukaryota, Metazoa, Annelida, Polychaeta, Sabellida, Oweniidae.
CUUUCGUGCAUUUCCGCCAUCACCUGGGUGAUGCUUUAAAAUGGCGGCCAUAAAAUUUGACACUGGAUCUGGAGGUUAUGCCUCUAAUUGCUUCCCAGUGAGAGGACUUAUACGUACAAAUGUUGAAGAGGGAGGAGCAUGGGUGAGUUCUCACAAGGCAGAACAGCGGAGGCGAUUCAAGGCUGUUCUAUGUAACAAACCCAAGACAUAUUCACAAAUAAAAGCAGAGAGAAAGCGCUCGGUGAAACAGGGGACUGUUAUGUCAGAGACUAUCAAUACAGAAGAUACUGAAGAUUUGGAGCUACUGGAUGGUUUCUUUCUGAUGAAACACUGUUGUGUUGAGGACCCAGCUGAUCUGUGUUCUGUAAAUAUUUGCAACCAGGGUCUAACUGAAGCAAAGGAAGAGGACCUUGCAUUGUUCGACAAUGUGGCUUAUGUAAACGCUGGCGAAAAUAUGCUGCCAUUUGAGGCAUUUAGGCACCUGCCUAUCCUGAGAGAGCUUGAGAUUCCAUUGAAUGGACUGAGAGGAAUUAGGAUCAAUGAUGGAGACUUCAACACCUUAGAGCUACUUGAUAUGUCAUACAACAAUCUGUCCAGGGAAGAUGCUGUUACUUUAGGGAUGUUACCUAACCUCAAAGUCCUUCACCUCACUGGUAAUGGCCUCACCUCUCUACCACCUGAUUUGACCAGACCCUAUCUCUCCAAUGAUUUGACCACUGAGAUGGACAGGUUUCCUAAAUUAGACAUUCUGAUGUUGGAUGACAACAAAUUCUCAGAUUCAUCAAUAUUUGCAUGCCUCGCAGGAUUAAAAAAGCUUCGACAUCUAAGUCUAGAAAGAAAUGAGAUAUCAAGUGUACCACAUUUAAAACUAGUCCCAGGAAAACACAUAGUUGAAGAAGUUAUCGAGAAGAAAAGAACAAGACCAAAAAGUCGAACUAAAAAUAGAAAGAAACCAGAAAAGGCUAAAUCAGAUGAUGCAUCUGCACCUUCAGCUGAAAGUGAGAAAGACAAAGAUCCAACCACAAGUGCAGUGACAUCACCUGAACCUGAAACAGAGACAUUCAGUGAAUAUGCCCCUACACCUGAUCUUAUCACAACCUCCAUGCCAACUGCCCCAUUUCCAGCUCUGGAGCAUCUCAACCUGGCCCAUAAUAAGAUAUCGGAGGAAGAAGUACUUCUGCCCCUUGCAGGUUGGCCUGAAUUGAAUGAGUUAGUGAUACAUGACAAUCCUUUAACAACACAGCGAAGUGGAGAUCCUCCAUUGCUACACAGAUUUUUACAAAAAAGACUUGGUAUCAAAAUAAUUAGAAAGAAAACAUCUCCCCUGUCAAAGCCACAUAUAGAGGUUCCAAACAAACCUCAGCGUAAAGUAAAUACCAAAGUGCCAACAAUUCCAAAACGCAAUGUAGACGAGCUGCUUGCAUUAGAGGCGCCACCUACAAACAAAACUAAAGAAGAAAUCGUAGCCGAGUUUAAACCACGUCCAACAUCACAGCCAAUAUAUGAAAUAGGUAAACCUCUUCCUCCUAUAGCAAGCCCCCAACCAGCUUCAGAUGGUGAUGAACCUGAAGAAGAAGAAGAGCAGCCAGAGGCACGUACAGAAGCCUGGGUGGAUGAGUCCAAUGACAAUGCUUUCUUCAUGACACAGGUUGAUGGACAAAAUGCAAACACAGAAGUCACAGAGGACAAACAGGAGAAAAAGAAGAAAAGAAAAAAGAAAAUACCUGCAAAAUAUCGGGGUUACAACGUCUUACUUGAUGGUGCUGAUGAUGCUGAAAUUCACGUACCUCAAGGCAUACAGAACAAUAUUAGAGCGCUACAACAUGCGUUGAAUCACCCACUGGUGUUCAGAGAUAACCAAGUACACCUUGACCACAGACAGAAACCAUUCAAACCACAUGUUAAGACGGCUGUACCUACUAGUGUCGAGAGAGUGUCCGAGCAACAGAAGAUCGAUGCAGUUCUACAUCAGAUGAAAACACAGAAGAACAUAAAAGAGGACAAUUUACAGAGUGUCCUAGAUGAGGGCAAAUUUGAGGACUUUCCUGAAGCCCAAGUCUUGUUAUCCCAGAUUCAACACCGCUAUAACAAUGUUAGAGCCAGUUCCAUGAAGAAUACUAGAGAUGCUAAAGAACAGUUGAAAUCCACCAUACAAGCAGUUGGACAUUGA